Messenger RNA from Cololabis saira (Pacific saury), 2077 nucleotides. Its product is annotated as zona pellucida sperm-binding protein 4-like. The record is from RefSeq and is a predicted model, not a curated record. Gene Ontology annotation, cellular component: egg coat. The transcript is spliced from 10 exons. Lineage: Eukaryota; Metazoa; Chordata; Actinopteri; Beloniformes; Belonidae. Bases 1 to 2070 code for a protein of 689 amino acids. Gene Ontology annotation, biological process: binding of sperm to zona pellucida; prevention of polyspermy. Gene Ontology annotation, molecular function: acrosin binding; structural constituent of egg coat.
AUGGCGAAGUGCUGGAGUGUCACAACUUUUGCGGCACUGGCUCUGCUAUGCUGCUUAGCUGGGAAAAAAGUAGUGGCUCAAGUAGGGAUGAGUAAGGGUCAGGAUCCUCAAGUACCAUGGUUGCCUCAACCCCAGGCACCGUCAAAGCCGCAGUAUCCUCAACCCCAGGCACCGUCGAAGCCGCAGUAUCCUCAACCCCAGGCACCGUCGAAUCCGCAGUAUCCUCAACCCCAGGCACCGUCGAAGCCGCAGUAUCCUCAACCCCAGGCACCGUCGAAGCCGCAGUAUCCUCAACCCCAGGCACCAUCGAAUCCGCAGUAUCCUCAACCCCAGGCACCAUCGAAUCCGCAGUAUCCUCAACCCCAGGCACCGUCACGGCCCCAGUACCCUCGGCCUCAAGUACCAUCAAGGCCUCAGGACCCUGCAUAUGUCUCAGUGCCAAAGUCAUUGUCUCACGACUAUGCUAAGCCUCAGUACCCGUCUGGGCCUCAGUACCCGUCUGGGCCUCAGUACCCAUCUGGGCCUCAGUACCCGUCUGGGCCUCAGCAGCCAGCCAGGCCUCAGUACCCAUCCGCGCCUCAGCAGCCAUCCGGGCCUCAGUACCCAUCCGCGCCUCAGCAGCCAGCCAGGCCUCAGUACCCAUCCGCGCCUCAGCAGCCAUCUGGGCCUCAGUACCCAUCUGCGCCUCAGCAGCCAUCCGGGCCUCAGUACCCAUCCUACCCAUCUACUCCUCAGCAGCCAUCCAAGCCUCAGUACCCAUCUGCUCCUCAGCAGCCAUCCAAACCUCAGUACCCAUCUGCUCCUCAGCAGCCAUCCAAACCUCAGUACCCAUCUGUGCCUCAGCAGCCCUCCAAGCCUCAGUAUCCAUCUACUCCUCAGCAGCCAUCCAAUCCUCAGUACCCAUCUGCGCCUCAGAAGCCCUCCAGGCCUCAAACCCCCUCAAAUCCUCACCCCCAGAACCCUCAGAUGCACUUAACUGCAGCACCUCGUAUGGAUAUUUGUGAUGUGGAUAGAACUGUGAGGGUCCCAUGUGGAGUUCCUGGUAUUUCUGCUGAAGCUUGUGGCGCCAUUGACUGUUGCUUUGAUGGCCAACAGUGCUUCUUUGGAAGAACAGUGACACUCCAGUGCACCAAGGAUGCCCAUUUCAUUGUUGUAGUGGCCAGGGAUGUCACUCUACCCAACCUUGCCCUUGACUCAAUCUCACUGUUGGGAGAUGGGCAUGGCUGUGCACAUGUUGACUCUAAUUCAGCAUUUGCCAUCUUCCACUUUCCUGUAACUUCCUGUGGCUCUGCUGUCUUGGAGGAGCCUGGUGUAAUAAUGUAUGAGAACCGGAUGACCUCUUCAUAUGAAGUGGGAGUUGGGCCUCUGGGUGCUAUUACCAGGGACAGUCACUAUGAGUUGCUCUUCCAGUGUAGGUAUAUUGGCACUUCUGUUGAAACUCUGCUUGUAGAAGUGUUGCCACUGGACAAUCCACCCCUGCCAGUUGCUGAUUUUGGACCCAUCCAUGUCCACAUGAGGUUGGGCAGUGGAGAAUGCAUGACAAAGGGUUGCAAUGAAGUGGAUGCGGCCUACACCUCUUACUAUAUGGACUCAGAAUAUCCUGUCACCAAAGUACUAAGAGAUCCUGUGUUCGUUGAGGUUCUGCUCCUUGACAAGACAGAUCCAUCACUUGUUCUGACUCUUGACCGCUGUUGGGCAACCACAAGUCCUAACGCCCACAGUCUGCCACAGUGGGACAUUCUGAUAGACGGAUGUCCAUACCAGGAUGAUCGUUACUUGUCUGCGCUGGUUCCAGUGGAUUCCUCUUCUGGUCUGGAAUUCCCAAGUCACUACAGUCGUUUCCUCUUCAAAAUGUUCACUUUCGUGGACUCCCAUUCAAUGGAACCCCUGAGGGAACAAAUCUUCAUCCACUGUAGUACAGCUGUUUGCGUCCCUGGUCAGGGUGUCAACUGUGAACCAUCAUGCUUCAGAAAAAAUAAGAGAGAUACAGAAGCUGUAAAGCAGAUGGUGGUUGAACCCAAGGUCGUGGUUUCCUCCAAAGAAGUGACCAUGACUGCUGCUAAGGAGUAAAUGGACA